GUUGUUGUUAACGACGGUAACGAUGCAACAAAAUUCAGAGUUAAUUUCAGGGCGUGCCAAGGCAUUGUAAGCAUCUCACUAGAACAAAUCUAUUGUUUCAAAAUAUUAUUUUUUUAGUAAUUCGAGUAUCGGCCUAGUCAAUAUUGAAAAUGAAGCGGAGAACCCUUUCUGGUAGCUGUGGAAUUGGCUUGUUUAUGAUAUCGUUCAUUUGUGUAUUCCUUGCGUUUGCCACACCGAGUUGGAUAGUCAGUGAUUACAGAAUAACAGGAGCAAAGCUAGAUCGCCUUGGAUUGUGGACACACUGUUUCCGAUCACUGGCCGAUCCAAAUGACGAUUACAAUAGACGAUUUUUCGUCGGAUGUCGUUGGGUGUUUGACCCUUUUACAACAGGAUAUGACGAAAUUCGAGGCUUUUUAAUUCCACCAUUCAUGAUUGCGACACAAUUUUUCUACACGCUAUGCUUUAUUGCAUCUCUAGUUGGUUUUGGAUUAGUCAUGUUCUUCUUCCUAUGCGCUGGACCGGAUCAAAAGUUUUUCGUUAAAUUGAUAAAAGGCACUGGAUUUCUAUUGUUGGGUGGUGGAUCGUGUGGUUGCUUGGGUGUUAUUAUUUUUGCCAUCUGGGGAAAUAAGGAUAAAUGGUUGCCCGAACACGCCAAUAACUUCUUCGGGUGGUCAUUCAUUUUGGCUGUUAUUGGAGCUAUUGGAUUAGUUGCCUCUUCUGUGCUGUUUUUAACCGAAGCCAAUGUACAGCACAAAAAACUAAAACAAUUGAAAGAUUCACAGGCUCGAUUUGAGCUUGAGAGAUCAACUAAAUAAUAAGCACGAACACUGACUACACAUUCGCUAAUCGAUUCACCCAAAGACCGCAUAUGUUCAUAAUUCACAGGAAUUUCAAAAUUGACAAUGAAACCGAAUUUUGUUACAUAUAUGUAGAAAAUCGCGAUAGCAACAAUAAGUUCUUCUAUUGUACAAAGAGAAAAAAAUCGAAUAUCCGCACACCAGAAUCUUUGAAGCUAACGAAAGACUUAGAUAAAAUCGUUACGUAUAUACGCUGUAGUACACACAUUUUUUUUGAUGUUGUUUCUUUUAAGAUCUUUAGCAGUUACAAACGUACUGUAUCCGUCCAUUUUUAAAAAAUAUUUUUAAGCAUUAUUAAUUCGAUCAUUUUAAUCUCAAAUUCUUUUUACUUCGAACAUUUGAAAAAUAAUAAUAGUUCUGAUAAGUUUCCAAACAUCGACGUCGAAACUUUUUUAAAUCUUUCGGUAUAUGAAAGCAACCAUAAACCCGCUAAUCAUACAUGUAAGAACCAUUUGUACAAAUAGCGAAGGAGAAUAAUAAAAUUAUAUAUUUUUAAACGUU
Contarinia nasturtii (swede midge) is the source of this 1358-nucleotide messenger RNA. RefSeq lists its product as uncharacterized. The record is from RefSeq and is a predicted model, not a curated record. NCBI's taxonomy places the organism in Eukaryota, Metazoa, Arthropoda, Insecta, Diptera, Cecidomyiidae. The transcript is spliced from 5 exons. Gene Ontology annotation, cellular component: septate junction; membrane. Bases 150 to 815 code for a protein of 221 amino acids. Gene Ontology annotation, biological process: regulation of tube size, open tracheal system; septate junction assembly.